This is a messenger RNA of Lucilia cuprina (Australian sheep blowfly), 469 nucleotides long. Its product is annotated as peptidyl-tRNA hydrolase 2, mitochondrial. Bases 1 to 420 code for a protein of 139 amino acids. NCBI's taxonomy places the organism in Eukaryota, Metazoa, Arthropoda, Insecta, Diptera, Calliphoridae. The transcript has a single exon. Gene Ontology annotation, molecular function: peptidyl-tRNA hydrolase activity. Gene Ontology annotation, cellular component: cytosol; mitochondrion. The record is from RefSeq and is a predicted model, not a curated record.
AUGACGAAAUUAUUACAAUCUGCUUUUAAAAUGGUCAAAUCCUUACCCUGUCCUCCCACUAAGCUAGCGCUAAUAGUACGUGCCGAUUUAAAAAUGUCUAAAGGUAAGACUGCUGCCCAAUGUGCUCAUGCUGCUGUGUUAUGUGUUCAGCAAGCUCAGUCUAGUAAUGAACGGGAGGCUCAACAACUUUUGGAUUCCUGGUUGGUGAAAGGACAACCAAAAAUAGUUUUAAAAGUUGAUGGUGGUUUUGAAGAUCUGAUUAAGUUGCAACAGAAAGCUGCGGAAUGUGGGGUUGUAUCGGCAUUAGUGCAAGAUGCUGGUCGCACACAAUUGGCAGCCGGCACUGCUACUGUUUUGGGUAUUGGACCUAAUACUGUAGAAAAGAUUGACAAAUUAGUGGGCCAUUUGAAAUUAUUGUAAUAUAAUAAUAUUGUAAAUAUUUUAUUUGUUAAUAAAUAAUUGUUGCUGA